GGAGCAGAGGGAAGAGGUGCAGAGAUAGGGUGGCGAGAUGGAGGAGGAAGACCACGGACAGAGGGAGGAGGAGAAAGAGGUGGAAUAGCAGCCCGGGCACAGCCAAGAAGAGGAGCAAACACGACGAGAUGGCGCGGAAGAGAUGAUAAUCAACAGAGAGGCAGAGGUAGAAGGGAAGAUGCAGAGAGGCAGACAUUUGGAGACGGCAGACAGUCAGGUGGAGGUGAAGGAGAAGGUGCAAGAGGAAGAGGAAGAGGAAGACAGAGUGGAGACAGAAGAGAAGGUCCUGGAUCACAAGACCGUAAAAUGGGCUAUAAAACUCUGGAAGACCUCUCUAAAGAGGACUCGUCUCUUGUGGCCAUCGCGCUCUCCAACACACCUGGCUUUCACGCGCUCCUGGGUGACACAAACAUGAGGCAGGACCUUAUUCAACUCAUCUGCACGGUGCUAAACAAAGCCUUCAGCUCAAAGACGGACAUAAGCACGCUGCAGCACCUGGCCCGCGUUGUAAAAGAUUCAAAGUUCUUCCAAACCACCCUGCUUCAUUACGUGGGGGGCAUGGUGUCAGAGCCCAGCGCUGCCCGCCGAAUUCAGUACCCACAGUGUCUGGAAAACAUCCUGGCUAUUCUCUCAGAGGUGCUCAGCAUCUACCCUGCGAGCUCUGUCAAUGCAGUGAGUAUGACGCUGACCCUGAUCCAGGGCGCCAUCAACAAUCUCAGGGCAUCAGGCGUGAACAUCCGGCGUGAAAUGGAGGAAAAUGUUGAACAACUUCAGGGCCUGAUAGCGCAUCUUCAGGAGAGAUCCAGGGAAGGAACCCUGCGCUCAGACAAGGACACAUACGCACUCCUGUCCACCGGGGGCGAUAACCCAGGUGGAGAAGAUAUGGAAGAUUUCAGGACCAUACCAAUCUACCCAACCCCCGAGGAGUUCGCCCAGGAGCACAGACCAUUUCUCAGACCCAACCUCACCAGUCAGCGCUACACAAACACCCACCUUUACCUCGACACACACUUCCGGCUGCUCCGAGAGGACUUUGUUCGACCGCUCCGGGAGGGAAUCCAACAGUUCCUCCGGAACCAAAUGGACAUGGGACGGACCGAUAACCCGGGGAAGACCAAGCACAUUGAUGACAUCCGUGUGUAUUUUGACACGAGACUGGUGGUGCCCAAGUGCACACAGACCGGUCUCGCCUACGUUGUCCAGUUCAACAGUCAGCCACUUAAGUUUGUUCGCUGGCAGAACUCCAAGAGGCUGCUCUUUGGUUCCCUGGUCUGCUUGUCGUUCGACAACUUUGAGAGCUUCUUGUUCGCCACGGUGUCUGAUCGAAACCCUGAACAGCUGCAGGAAGGGAGAGUCCAGAUCACCUUUACACGGGAGGACAGAGCCAAGUUGGCCAGAAUCGAGACAGAUCAAGCGUUCCUGAUGGUUGAGACCACAGCCUACUUUGAGGCCUAUCGAUAUGUUCUUGAGGGCCUGAAGGAGCAAACGGCGCAGAGCUUGCCCUUCCAGAGGUACAUUGUGGACUGUUCCACUGAUGUGCAGCCACCAGCUUAUCUAAAAAAACGUGACAUUUAUGACCUCUCAUCCAUCGCCAAUCCUGACAACAAGGACAGCAUGCGGCCCUUUUGUAGCCUGGAACCAGAUGCCUGGCCUUCAAUGGAAACGCUGGGCCUGGAUGAGUCUCAGCUGAGGGCCGUCCAACUGGCCCUCACAAAGGAGCUGGCAAUCAUACAAGGACCCCCUGGCACCGGAAAAACAUAUGUGGGCCUAAAGAUUGCUGAGGCUCUGCUGACCAAUGAGAAGCUCUGGAAUGUGACACACAAAUCUCCAAUGUUGGUUGUGUGUUACACUAACCAUGCCCUGGAUCAAUUUCUUGAGGGGAUCCAUAAAUUUCUGAAAGGUGGCAUCGUGAGAGUGGGCGGUCGCAGUGACAGUGAAAUCUUGAAACAGUUCAAUCUAAGGGAGCUGUCCCACUCGCGCAACUUCAGGCUCUCACUCCCAUCUCAACUGAGUCGUGCACACAAUCAGCUCUACAGAGAGCUAUGCGAGGAAGGGGAGUUGAUCCAAACUCAGAGCAUAAAGCUGGAGUGUUCCCUGAAAGGUGUAAUAAGAGAAACCUUCCUGCACCAGUUCAUUUCACAAAGGCACUGGGAAAGUCUCAAUUCACCCCCAAUCGGCGAAGGUUUUGAUAUCUGGUUUAACAAGAAGACUUCUCUGAUGAUGGAGUGGUUGGGUCUAGGUUCCACUGUCUUCCACCAGAGGGAGAUGGUGUAUGAAAACGUUUAUGAAGGCCGGGAAGGAAUGGAGAUUGACGAAGAACUCAUCGCAGUUGCUGAGGAGGCAGAUCUGAUCCAGGCCGAGCGGAUGAUUGAAGACGGGGGUUGGGGAAGUUGGGAAGUUGGCCCCAGAGUUGGCGGCAGACACGUUAGACACAAGGGAGACAGCGCCGAGGCUGUCAGAGAAGUGGAAGAGUUGAUGCUGGCUAUGAACUUGGACAAAGCUGACGUCAAGGCCGGGCAGAGUGAGGGGGAAUGGGAGAGACAACGGGAGCAGAGGAAAAAAAUGAAGAAAGGAAUCAAGAAAGAGCUUGGGAAGAUUUCAGCCAUGACUGAAAAUGAGGAGCAUCACGUCUUAGAUGUCUGGCAUCUUCUCCUGGAAGACAGAUGGAGACUGUACCGGUUGUGGGUGUCUCGCUACAGGGUGGAGCUUCGUACAAAAGCCUUAGCGGCUGAACAAGCUUAUCAGGGUUUGGUGGACAGACUGACAGAUGUGAAACGACAGGAGGACCUCCAUGUUCUCAAGAAAGCAAAGGUCAUUGGCAUGACAACAACAGGAGCAGCCAAGUACCGGAAAGCUCUUCAGAAAUUACGUCCGCGCCUGGUGAUUGUUGAAGAGGCUGCGGAGGUUCUGGAAGCGCACAUCAUCACCACGCUGAGCAGCGCUUGCCAACACCUCAUCCUCAUAGGAGACCACCAGCAGCUGCGGCCAAGUGCCACAGUGUACGAACUCGCCAAGAACUUCAGCUUGGAGAUGUCCAUGUUUGAGAGGCUCGUGAAGAUGGGACUGCCUUACGUCAGACUCAACUACCAGCACCGUAUGAGGCCAGACAUUGCCCGUCUUUUGACCCCAAGCAUCUACUCGGAGCUACAAAACCAUGCCUCCGUGUUGGAAUAUGAAAACAUCAAGGGACUCAGCAGUAAUUUAUUCUUUGUGGAGCACAACCACCUAGAGAUGCAAAUCCAAGAUGGAAGAAGCCAUCAGAAUGAUCAUGAGGCAAAGUUUGUUGUUGCUCUUUGCCGCUACCUUCUUUUCCAAGAAUACAAACCAGAACAAAUCACUAUCCUCACAACCUACACUGGGCAACUCUACUGUUUGCGUAAACGAAUGCCCGCCAGUGACUUCUCUGGGGUCAAGGUGCAUGUAGUGGACAAAUAUCAGGGUGAAGAGAACGACAUCGUUCUGUUGUCUCUUGUACGUAGCAACAAGGAGGGAAAAGUUGGCUUUUUGAGUAUUCCCAACCGUGUCUGCGUUGCUUUGUCACGCGCCAAGAAAGGGCUUUAUUGUAUUGGGAAUAGUGGGAUCCUGAGCAAAAUCCAACUGUGGAGCAACAUCUUCCACAGUUUGAGGGAGAAAGACCAGGUUGGGAAAGCACUGACCUUGUGCUGUCAGAAUCAUCCGGAUCGAGAGGUAAAGGCAUCUUGUGCCGAGGAUUUUCAACAAGCGCCCGAGGGAGGCUGCACCCAGCCUUGCCAGUUUCGACUGGAUUGUGGCCACGUUUGCUCACGAGUGUGCCACCCAUAUGAUCCCCAGCACAAGGAAUACAAGUGCCUUAAAAAGUGCGAGAAGAUUUUAUGCGACGACGGUCACCGCUGUACACUUCUGUGUCAUAAAACCUGUCCAGAGAAGUGUCCCAUUAAAGUCAAGAAGAUCAUACCUCAGUGUCAGCACACCCAAAAGGUUCCUUGCCACCAGGACCCCCAGACGUUCACGUGCCAGGAGCCUUGCCAGAAGCUGCUCAGCUGUGGACAUCCAUGUGAUUCAGUCUGUGGGCUAUCAUGCACCACGAAGUGCAAGGUGAAGGUCACCCUCCAACUCAAGUGUGGACACAGCCAGCAAGGGGCUUGCUAUUACCAAACAGACACAGAGGAGCCUAAUUGUGAGACCCCGUGUCAGCAACCGCUCAAAUGCGGCCACGUCUGUCGCGGCAGUUGUGGAAGGUGUUUUCAGAGACGCUUCCACAAACCUUGCUCCGAGAAAUGUGAGCGACCUCUGAUUUGCUCUCACAAGUGCAAUGAACCCUGUACUCGGGAUUGUCCCCCCUGUAAAAGGGCUUGUGAGAACUGCUGCGUCCACAGUAAAUGCAUGAAGACAUGUGGGGAGCCGUGCGCUCCUUGUAUUGAACCCUGUCCUUGGAAGUGCCCUCACCACCGCUGCAGAAAACUUUGCCACGAGCCAUGCGACCGUCCACCAUGCACAGAAGCCUGCGCGAAAACGCUGGCGUGUGGCCACCCGUGCAUCGGCCUGUGCGGAGACAAAUGUCCAAACAAAUGUCGCAUCUGCGAUCACGAUAAAGUCACUGAGAUUUUCUUUGGAACUGAGGAUGAGCCCGAGGCUCGCUUCAUUCAGCUGGAGGACUGUAAACACAUCGUUGAAGCCACAGCUAUGGACCAGUACAUGACUAUGGAUGACAAAGGCCAGGAAAACGAAGGAGAGCAGGUGGCCAUUAAAUUAAAAGAGUGCCCCAAGUGUAAAACUCCAAUACGUAAGAAUUUACGCUAUGGAUCACACAUCAACCGCAGUCUGGCUGAGAUUGAGAUGGUCAAGGAGAAGAUCAAUGGAAGGCGGUCAGAUAUUGAAGAGAAGAAGAGGACCCUAAUGUCUGAGUGGCGUAAAAACCGUCCCAUACUUUUAGAGGAAAUACUGCAGACAGAGGAUUUUUGCCAAAUCAAAGACAAGCUACAAAGUAGUAACCAUACCUCAGCAAAUGAUCUGUGGAUCCUGGAAAACAAAAUAGAUUUUCUGAUGAGAAUUGCAAACCUUCUGCAUACCGUAAGGGGAAAAAUGUUGCUGAGUGAUAAACUCAGAUUUCGAACACGGGUCGAUGAGUUCUUGUUUUGGGUUAAAACUCACCACCAAAGAUUCACAGACCAACAGGUAUUCGAUCUGCAGAGAGAGCUAUCGAGACUCAACUUUCUGGCUGAACUCAACGCCCGCUGCCAAAUGGCAGACGCGAGGGGAAACACUGAGAAAAUCCAGUCCGAGGUACAAGAAAUGAGAGAUGUUUUGGAACAGUCAGGCCAGUUCACUGAGCAAGAUCAAGUGAGAAUGAAAGAUGCCAUGAAGAGACUGGAUAAAAGGUUUCCAGCGUCAGGCUUGGGAAUCACUGAAGAGGAAAGAAAGAUGAUUGUCUCAGCCAUGAAAAUGCAACCAGGACACUGGCACAAAUGCCCAAACGGCCAUGUCUACGUUAUUACAGAGUGUGGAGGGGCAAAUCAGAGUACAACUUGCCCUGACUGUGACGCUACCAUUGGUGGGUCAAACCACAGGCUUGCCAGUGGCAACCAAGUUGCCACAGAAAUGGAUGGGUCGCGGCACACUGCUUGGUCUGAAGCCAAUAACUUAAUCAACUUUGGUAACCUUGACUUCUAAGAGAGUUGUAAAAGAAGUCAGUUGUCACCUUUUGGUCUUGGACACCAAAACCUUGUGAGUGGCAUCGGGCCCUGGUGGAGCUUUAAUGACCACUUUAAUUUAGGCUUGACAAGAGCAGCCACUACAAAAGUCAUUGAACAGUGUAAUUAAAGGAAGAUAAUGUGGUUGUCUGUUUAAAAAGAUAGAUAAUGCAGAGGACUGUGAAACAACCCAUAUUCUUCUGGCGUGAAAAAGAUCUUAUAAAAACCUUUUGUAUCAAUUACAUCAGUUAUCUGCAGUGCUUUGAUUUUGCUACAUGUUGUUGUGAAUUUAUGUUGCAGUGCCAACCCAUAUGUGAUAAAGGUCUUGACAUUUGCUGUGAUGAAAUAGUUGGGUUUUUUAAAAUGCUUAAUCACAGAAUAAGUCAUGAAUUGAUUGAUUAAAAGCUUGAAAUGACAGAUUUAAGCUCUAACCUCAUGAUACAGUGUGUAUCAGGUUGUUCUCAGUAUAACAGCUGUCCAGCACUGUAACAGUAGGUGUCAGUAAAACACUGUAUAUAACUCUGGAGUUUCACAUUAGUUUUCAGUCAUGUUUGCUUGUAAGGGACUGAAUAAUCACUUUUAUCAUUUCUGAAGUUGAUAUUCUGGAAUAAAACUGUACUUUUGCAUUAAAAGACAUCACUAUAA
Molecule: messenger RNA, 6314 nt
Organism: Cololabis saira (Pacific saury)
Lineage: Eukaryota; Metazoa; Chordata; Actinopteri; Beloniformes; Belonidae
Gene: znfx1
Product: zinc finger, NFX1-type containing 1
Exons: 18
Biological process (GO): regulatory ncRNA-mediated heterochromatin formation
Cellular component (GO): nucleus; nuclear RNA-directed RNA polymerase complex
Molecular function (GO): zinc ion binding; helicase activity
Source: RefSeq, a predicted model, not a curated record